Messenger RNA from Pocillopora meandrina, 2196 nucleotides. NCBI's taxonomy places the organism in Eukaryota, Metazoa, Cnidaria, Anthozoa, Scleractinia, Pocilloporidae. The record is from the annotation of a GenBank genome assembly.
AUGUACCCUAAAGGAUUUUGGUGGGCCGUGCCCUCCCUUACAACACUGGGGUAUUUCAAUUCUGUUUAAGAUAACUGCAUUUGCAACUAAACGUAUUUCUAAGUUUUAAACUUUAGUUGCAACUUUUUAUGAUUAAUCCUUUCCUAUAUUAAGUACGGUGACGUAACUCCAAAGUCCUUUCUUUGCCAUAUAUUUGACAUUAUCUGGGUUCUGGUGGGAGCAAUUAUGAUGUCAUUGUUCACAGGCUUAAUAAUCAGUGCCAUGCAAGCCUCCCUUGAUGGCACAAAAUACAAAGAUAUCGCUGGUAAAGAGGUGCAUAUAAAGUCAUCUUAAGUGUUGCCAAAAAGAAGACGGAUCUGUCCUUUAGUUUUAAUUUGAAAACAAAACUGUUUUUAUAAAUGUACCUUUUUUAGUCCUCUCUGAGUUCUAAGUACAUGUAGCAGAAAUCAACUCCCCAUAGUUUUUGGUAUUAAUGCAAAUUAUUUACUUUUCAUAUCAGGUCGGUGUCUUAGCUCCUUUUCUCACAACCCAAAAAGUUGCUGAAGAGUUUGAUGCAAAGAUCAUCAGUAAGUGAGAAUUCAUUUAUGGUAACAAUGAGCUGUAAUGCCACAAAUCAUAGCAAUAAGAUGAAAUGGCAACAAGUUAAUAUCAUUUUUGGUAACACUAAAACUUCCUCAACAAGGUAAGAACUUUAUUCUCGUCUUGGCUGCCUAUAUACUGAAUGUGCUAAAAAAAACAAAGCAAUGAAAAUUUGAUAAAUGAUAACCAUGUGGAGAAAAAACCUGAAGCCGGCAAAAAAUUUAAUGGUGGUCAUUUGGCAUACAGUUUUGAAGUGCACAAGUAUUUAGAGGACACCAGGUAUAAGAAUUACGGUAAAGGCUACGUUUAACAAGACAGAGUUGUCGGAAUUUCUACUUCAAUAAAGUUCUCACAUCCUUUAUUACCAUUGUGAAUAUUAUUAUCAACAAUCAGGUGAUCAAUACUAGCUGCACAACAUGAACGGAGUUAGUUUUCAUCAACAAAGGACUUUAGCUCUUUAAACCCAUUAACCUACGUUCCCAUACUGAUUUGAUCAAGGAACUUCUAAUCUACAGACUUUGAAUCUCUUCAAGAAAUGCAAAAAAAUCUUAGCCAAGGAGCAAUUGGAAGAGUAUCGUUGGAUCAUAACACUACAUUGUACUUUCUGGAUAAAUUUGUCUCGCAACAAAGCGAACAAAUUCGAAUGAUACGUAACAUCAAUUAUCCAAUGGAGUAUUAUCAGGCGCCUGUAAGCCAUGACGUCACACCACCACCAACAAGGUCACCAAAUGGAUCCAAUGACUCCGAGGAGCAACGAUUUAAAAGGAAACAAGACCUUUCCAGGUGCGGGAAGAAUUUAAAAGAUUUAUUCAUAGACCUGGUCUCGGUUGCUAAGGAAACUGCAAAAGAACAACUUAUUCCGGCUGAGGUACGUCUAAGUGAAAGUGUAUUUACCAGCUGUUCACUUAUUUUAACACGCGCAGCCGUUCAGUGCAUUUGCCUUGAUUUCUUUAGUCUUUUUAAGGCUUAACUUCUCGCAGACAACAGGCUCAGCAAGGGUUAGGGUAAGAAAUAGAGGUUUAAUUCCACUAUCUCAAAAAAUACCAAAUUCAUUUUGACUCACCUUCAAAUAUUCCUUUCCUCAAGCUCGGGAGUCGAUAAACUUUUGGGAGUUUACAGUAACUUAAAUGUCAACCUACUUGGGUCAGUAUAAAUCGAAAGUUUAUCGGAAAAGUUUCCGCAGCUGAUGAUUUUCCAAGUCCUUAGAGGUAAAUUAAAAGACUAAAUCGUACUAGUGGAGUUAACAAUAACAAAACAAUUUUCAAAAUAACGCCUUGAGGUCAUUUUACUCGAGUAGAUUACCAAUUGUGAAAUGUAAAUAAUAAAAAUCACAUCUAGGUUAUAAAAACGAGUAUGUUUUCCUCCACUGAACAAUUGUCUGUAUCUCUUUUGAAUGAAACUUUCAACCUUUUUCAAGAAAUUCUAGGACAGAAUGACUGAAUCAUAAUAUUUCCCUUCUUGAAUUAUUGAUCUUUACAGAGCGCAAACCUGUCCGAUGAAAUGGAAGGGUUUUUUUCAACCGGCUCGAAAAUGACCCUGUGGAUGUUGAUUUAUCUUCUGGUGGUAUUUCUCGGGCUGGUGUUUCUCGGUAUCUUAUGUCAAGUCUACACCAAGUGU